Molecule: messenger RNA, 548 nt
Organism: Pyricularia oryzae 70-15
Lineage: Eukaryota; Fungi; Ascomycota; Sordariomycetes; Magnaporthales; Pyriculariaceae
Exons: 1
Coding region: 30-548 (172 amino acids)
Source: RefSeq, a predicted model, not a curated record
CUUUUUUUUAUUUUAUUUUCCGUUUCAAGAUGCAGAUCACCAAGAUCCUCCAGCUCGCCGCCUUCUUGGCCAUCGGCGCCCCCGCGCUUGCUCUGCAGGCCGCCGACGAGCCCGCCCUCCAGGCCCGCGGAGUUGAGGACUCGUUCAACUCGGGCAAGCUCAUCAACCGCCCUACCGGCGCCGGUGACCCCGUCGCUGCGGACAUCCGCGCCCCUGUCGGCGCUCCUGCCGGUGGCGCCGCUGCGCUGACGGGUCCCACUUCGCCGCGUGGCCACGGGAGCCCCAGGGCUUGCCGCGCACGCAGCCCAAGGGCCCAGCAUGUAAAGCGUGCUCUUGAGGCGCGCGCGCAGGGAUCCGUGGGAGCUGGAUUCGGAGGUGCAGGUGCGGCCCCCAACGGCCAGCUUCCCGGCAGCCCCGGCCGCGGUUCGCCAAAGAGGGCUUGCCGCGCCCGCAACCGAUCGCAGAGCCCCACUCGCUCGGGCCUUCAGCGCACUGGCAGCCUUCAGCGCACCGGUAGCGGCCCUGCUGCGCCCCUGGCCCAAAACUAG